Messenger RNA from Nicotiana tabacum (common tobacco), 558 nucleotides. RefSeq names its product nuclear transcription factor Y subunit B-4-like. Gene Ontology annotation, cellular component: CCAAT-binding factor complex. Gene Ontology annotation, molecular function: RNA polymerase II cis-regulatory region sequence-specific DNA binding; DNA-binding transcription activator activity, RNA polymerase II-specific; protein heterodimerization activity. NCBI's taxonomy places the organism in Eukaryota, Viridiplantae, Streptophyta, Magnoliopsida, Solanales, Solanaceae. Gene Ontology annotation, biological process: regulation of transcription by RNA polymerase II. The record is from RefSeq and is a predicted model, not a curated record.
AUGCGGCGGAUUCUUCCACAACAUGCAAAAGUCUCAGACGAUGCUAAAGAGGCGAUCCAAGAAUUGGUGUCCGAAUUCAUCAACCACAUCACUAACUUAGCUAACGAACGUUGCCAUAGGGAACAACGCAGGACUGUGACAGCUGAGGAUGUCAUUUGGGCCAUGAACAAAAUUGGGCUGACCAACUACGUUGGGCCUCUCACCUUAUACCUCCAGAAACAUCGUGAACAAGAAGCCUCGGGCCAACGGAUCAGGCCCAAUACUGUGAGGCCCAAUGUGGAACUUGGGCUGGCACGGCGUACUGGGUCAGCCCAAGUUUUGCCGAUUAACUAUGCACCUGGGCCGGGUUAUUCGUACCCGCACUUCCCACCCACUGGAGUGUUUUAUGAUCCAGCAGUUCAUGUAAUGAUGAAUGGGUUUAAUGACAUGAUUAAUUACAUGAGGAGUGAAGAAGAGAUAGGGGAGAAUGAUGGGCCAGCUGAGUCAUCAUCUUCAACUGCUACUAACUAUGGUGUACCAGCUGGGGUUAAUGAUCCAAACGGACACCUCAAACAGUGA